UGCAUACGGAUCUUAGGCGAGGCGCGUCUCCAGCGAUUUCCUAGAUCGAAAUUGUGGUCGUUCGAAGUUUCAUCCUUCCUUUCUGAGGAGAAAGUCGACAAUGUCUCCCGCUCUCACGCAAUCCGCAGCUCCGAGCACUGCCCACAAUUUAUCACAAGUCAGCAAAGCAAUCUUUCCAGAUGGCCACAAAACAUCUGGCCAGCACAACCCGAUACCGGAGCUGAUUCGGCCAUACGAGGAGUUUCCCAAAGAGAUUGUCGGCCAAACCGUCUGGAAGGCUGAGGACUAUCGCAACAAUCCUGAGCGAUGGACUCAUGGCUUCAGCGAGGAAGAGAUUGCAGAGCUUGGAAAAGCUGCAGAUGAAUACAUUGCGGCGGGUCAUCCACUGACCGGGAUGAAGAAAGAGUUGUUCCCGCUGCCCAAGCUUGCUCCUUUCUUUGGAACUGUACGAAACGAGAUCGUUAAUGGCAAAGGAUUCAUUCUGUUCAAGAAUGUGCCUGUGGAAGAGUGGGGUCUGCACAAGUCGGCGGUCGCAUAUAUGGGUCUCGGCGCCUACUUUGGCUAUUUCGUCUCCCAGAAUGGCAAAGGACACGUGCUUGGACACGUCAAGGACCUUGGCGAAGAUCCCACGCAGAAAGACAGAGUUCGGAUCUAUCGCACAAACGCGAAGCAGUACUUUCACACGGACGGCGCCGACCUGGUCGGUCUGUUAUGCAUGGCCAAAGCGCUGGAAGGUGGUGAGAGCGACAUUGUUAGCACCCACCAUGUGUUCAACGUCCUCCAAAAGGAGCGACCGGAUGUGGUUAAGACUCUGGUCACACCGAACUGGUAUUUCGAUCGCAAAGGAGAGGUCAGCGAAGGGCAAGAUCCAUGGUACAAGUCGGCCAUUGUGUAUCUCGAAAACGAUCCGAGCGGCUCUCCUCGAGUCUGGGCCAAGUUCGACCCCAACAACGUGACGUCGUUGGCUCGCUUCAACUCUGGACCCGAUGCGAGGAUUCCACCGCUCUCAGAAGAGCAGAAGGAGGCGUUGAAAGUUUUUGAGGAGACAUGUACACGGCUGUCGCUGCACAUGAUUCUGGAUCCUGGAGAUAUCCAGCUGUUGGCCAACACACACGUCUUCCAUGCGCGGACGGCAUACAAAGACUAUCCUCCGGGAUCGGUUGAUGAGAAGGGGCGUGAAAGAGUACGGAGACAUUUGAUGCGAUUGUGGCUUGCCGUGCCUGAGGACGAGGGCGGAUGGAAGCUCCCAUUCCACGAUAGCAACGAGAGGAAGAGGGGCGGCAUUCAAGUGAAUGAUACUGCUCCGGUAUGCCCGAUAGAUGCUGAGUAG
This is a messenger RNA of Cercospora beticola, 1330 nucleotides long. Its product is annotated as TauD/TfdA family dioxygenase. Gene Ontology annotation, molecular function: oxidoreductase activity. Lineage: Eukaryota; Fungi; Ascomycota; Dothideomycetes; Mycosphaerellales; Mycosphaerellaceae. The record is from RefSeq and is a predicted model, not a curated record.